CUUCCUCACUUCGAAUCUAUCUCCGUGCAGAAGACACUCCUCUCUCCUCCCAAGUCCCAACCAUGGCUAAAACCCUCUCCAGCAUCAUCUCCGCCAUUCUCCUCUUCACCAUCAUCUUCUCCGGCCCCGCCACCGCAAAACCCCACCGCUUCUCCCGACACGUAUCACCGGCAACACUAGGACUGAAGCGACAGAAACUCAGCCACCUUCACUUUUACUUCCACGACAUCGUCAGCGGCCGUAGCCCUACCGUCGUCCAAGUCGCCAAGGCCGCCAUGACUAACCGCUCCGCCACUCUUUUCGGUGGGGUUGCGAUGAUGGACGACCCUCUCACCGUUGGCCCCAACGUAACGUCCAAACUCGUGGGAAGAGCGCAGGGAAUCUACGCAUCUGCAGAUCAGACCGAAACUGCUUUGUUAAUGGUGGUUAAUUUUGCGUUCAUGGAAGGAAAGUAUAACGGCAGCAGUCUUAGCAUUUUGGGGAGGAACGCGGUUUUUUCCACCGUGAGGGAGAUGCCAGUCGUCGGCGGCAGCGGGCUUUUCCGGUUUGCACAUGGGUACGCUCAGGCAAGGACUCACACGUUCGAUUUUAAAACAGGGGAUGCUGUUGUGGAAUACAAUGUCUUUGUAUUCCAUUACUGAUCAGUUAAAGUUAAAGAAGAUGAGUUUAGAUUUUGGGAGUCCGUGCAAUGGUAAAAAAUUUCAUGGUUUAGUCAAUUGCUUUUUCUUUUUCUUUUUUUUUUUUUAAAUAAAUAUCAAUUAAUAAU
Molecule: messenger RNA, 766 nt
Organism: Rubroshorea leprosula
Lineage: Eukaryota; Viridiplantae; Streptophyta; Magnoliopsida; Malvales; Dipterocarpaceae
Source: the annotation of a GenBank genome assembly